Messenger RNA from Carassius carassius (crucian carp), 1436 nucleotides. Its product is annotated as transcription factor Sp8-like. The coding region runs from base 121 to 1302 and encodes 393 amino acids. The transcript is spliced from 2 exons. NCBI's taxonomy places the organism in Eukaryota, Metazoa, Chordata, Actinopteri, Cypriniformes, Cyprinidae. Gene Ontology annotation, biological process: regulation of transcription by RNA polymerase II. The record is from RefSeq and is a predicted model, not a curated record. Gene Ontology annotation, molecular function: RNA polymerase II cis-regulatory region sequence-specific DNA binding; DNA-binding transcription factor activity, RNA polymerase II-specific.
UGGUCGCGCGGGCUCCGCCGGCUCUUCAAAGCCCGACCCAAGCGCAUUUGUGCAGCGGUGGGCGGUGAAAGGCUCCAAAACUGGCGAGGGACUUAUAAAUGCAAAGACCUUUCACAGGUGAUGGCAACUUCACUUCUUGGGGAGGAACCGAGGGUUGGAUCCACUCCAUUGGCCAUGUUAGCAGCGACCUGUAACAAAAUCGGGAGCUCGAGUCCCUCCUCGGACAGCGGCUCGUUUGGAAAAGGAGGUUUUCAUCCGUGGAGACGCGCAGCGCCCAGCAGCUGUUCUCUCUCUCCGUUCGGCGCGCAGCGCAACGACUCGUUCAGCGCCAACAGCUCGUUCUCCUUAACGGGCAACAACGCCUCCACCAGCCCGUUUGGAAACGACUAUCCCGUGUUUCAAACUUCAGUGGCCAACAGUUCUCCGGACGCGAGCGCGCAGUCGGUGUUCAUCUCCAAAGUGGACACUCUGCAGGGGAUUUACCCGAGGAUGAGCGUCGCGCACCCGUAUGAGACGUGGUUCAAAUCCGCGCACGCUGGCAUCUCCGCCGGGGACGUGAGUGCCGGUGGCGGCUCCUCCUGGUGGGAUAUGGGCACCGGUUGGAUUGACGUUCAAAGCGCGAACGGCGCCGCGCUCCAGAGCUCUUUGCAUUCACCCUUGGGUGGAUACAACUCCGAGUAUUCCUCCCUCACUCACACCGCGUUCAGCGCCAGUCCGUCUCCGCAUCUCCUCACAGGAGGCCAGCACCUGAUGGACGGAUUCAAACCGGUUUUAUCCGCCACGUACCCAGAAACCAGCCCAGGUCCUAACGGCGCAGUGCUAGCUGGGUCUCCGCGCUCAUCAAGCCGGCGGUACUCCGGCAGAGCAACCUGCGACUGUCCGAACUGCCAUGAGGCGGAGCGCCUGGGGCCCUCGGGGGCCAGUUUGCGCAGAAAGGGCCUCCACAGCUGCCACAUCCCGGGCUGCGGAAAAGUAUACGGAAAGACAUCGCACCUCAAAGCGCAUUUGCGUUGGCACACCGGCGAGAGGCCGUUCGUCUGUAACUGGCUGUUCUGCGGGAAGCGCUUCACCAGGUCCGACGAGCUCCAGCGGCAUUUACGCACACACACCGGGGAAAAGAGAUUCGCCUGUCCGGUGUGCAACAAGCGCUUCAUGCGCAGCGACCAUCUCAGUAAACACGUGAAGACGCACAGCGCCGGAGAGCCCGGCUCCAGCGGGGUCAAGAAGGGCAGCGACACCGACAGCGAACAGAGUGUACCGGGCAGCCCGGCCUGCCAGUCACCCGUCCAGAACCGCCUCUGAGAAGAGAUAUAGAUAACACGUGUUGUUAAAGAUAAAGGUUCCCCUAAAUAGAUUUUUAUUCUCAAAUUCCUUCGAAAACUGGUAUUUUAAAGAACCCAUAACACUGAUCUGAAAACUUAUAAAACAUGCCUCCA